Dracunculus medinensis (Guinea worm) is the source of this 1074-nucleotide messenger RNA. NCBI's taxonomy places the organism in Eukaryota, Metazoa, Nematoda, Chromadorea, Rhabditida, Dracunculidae. The record is from the annotation of a GenBank genome assembly.
AUGUAUAAAAAUGAAAUACACGACAUAAUCGUGCUAAGAAUGUAUAUUUUUGGAGAUGACGAUAAAUUUUUACAAAAAAUUAUUGCUAUUUCUAAUGACUUACAAGGUGAAAAAGGAUAUAUUAUAAAAAAUAGUGACGAAAUUCUGCAUCGAUGCAAUAUUAUUUAUACGCUAACUUCAAUAAAUCUCGAUGCUAUAAAAAAAAUUAUUUCAUAUACAAAUAAUGAAAAUAUUUUGAUUCUCGUCAAGGAAGAAUGGACUAAAAAUGAAGUUGAACGAAUCGAUGCGUUAAUUGCUGAAACAAAAGCUUCGAAAAUAGAAUCCUUAAAUGGAGAAUGCAAUAGAUUAAUGAAUUUGGCGCAGUGCCGAUCUCGUGAUGAACGUAUUAACUUGUUGACGCAUUGGAUAGAAAAAAGUGAUUAUCGGCAUUAUUUUAUCACGGGAAAUUCACCAACAAUUAAAUCUGAAAUUUCUUCAAUAUUAGGUCAAAUAUAUAAAUUCGAACAUCAACCGCAAUGCAAUUUAACAGAUAAACCACCGCCGCUUCAUUGGUCAAAUUUUCCACGCGAAGAUGAACUUCAGAUAACAUUCAAAUUUAAUUUUCCACAUAAUUACUUUGUGAAUGACGAUUUAGAAACUAUUAUCAAUCAUUCAAGUGAAAGUUUCAAUUGGAGUUAUAUUUAUAAAUGGACGAAUGGUGCACUGUUUAGGGAGAAAAUUACAAAAAUUGGAAUUGUUAAACAUCUCGUGAAUAUUUUGGAAAUAUCGGGACGAGUUGAUCGAGCCGAACUUGACGAUGAAUUCGAAAAUAUGCCAAUGAAAGCCGUUUGGCCAUUCCUUGCAAUUGUUCUCCAUGCAGCAAUUUCUUAUUUGAAUGGAAUUAAUUUACCUUAUCAGUUGUCCAUAUUACCAAUUGGUGAUUUAUUUUAUACGAAAAAUGCGAUACCACCACGAUCGUUCGACAUAACACAACUUCUCGUUUCAAUUGAUUUAUUUCAACGAGUUUCAUUUCGAUUCAAUGAGGAAUUAUGCGAUCUACAACUACAACAACUUUUCAAUUGUUUGUUUAUUUAA